AGCCAGUGUCAAUCUCUCUUUUCCAUCCUUAACUCCUCCGAACAAAGAUCCGAGGAGUUUGGGAAACCCUAACCCUAAAAGGCCACAUACAAACCGCAAAGUCUCGCUUCGUUAAGCUCUCACAAUCGCUUUCAGUCAUGGCUGGUUUGGCACCCGAGGGAUCCCAAUUUGAUGCUCGUCACUAUGAUGCUAAAAUGACCGAGUUACUUGGAGCUGAUGGGCAAGAUUUCUUCACGUCAUAUGAUGAGGUUUAUGACAGUUUUGAUGCUAUGGGAUUGCAGGAGAACCUCCUAAGAGGAAUCUAUGCUUAUGGUUUUGAGAAGCCCUCUGCAAUUCAGCAAAGGGGGAUAGUUCCUUUCUGCAAGGGACUUGAUGUGAUUCAACAAGCACAGUCUGGAACUGGAAAAACCGCUACUUUUUGCUCUGGAAUUCUGCAGCAGCUUGAUUAUGACUUGGUUGAAUGCCAGUCGUUGGUUCUUGCUCCCACUAGAGAGCUUGCGCAACAGAUUGAGAAGGUCAUGCGGGCCCUAGGUGAUUAUUUGGGUGUCAAGGUUCAUGCCUGUGUUGGUGGAACGAGUGUUCGUGAGGAUCAACGAAUUCUUUCUGCUGGGGUCCAUGUUGUUGUUGGUACUCCUGGUCGUGUGUUUGACAUGCUGCGGAGGCAGUCACUUCGCCCUGAUUACAUUCGGAUGUUUGUGUUAGAUGAAGCUGAUGAAAUGCUCUCACGAGGCUUCAAGGAUCAGAUCUAUGAUAUCUUCCAGCUGCUGCCACCAAAAAUUCAGGUUGGGGUUUUCUCUGCCACAAUGCCACCUGAGGCCCUUGAGAUCACAAGGAAGUUCAUGAAUAAACCUGUGAGGAUUCUGGUUAAACGUGAUGAGCUCACCCUCGAGGGUAUCAAGCAAUUCCAUGUCAAUGUUGACAAGGAGGAAUGGAAGCUUGAGACACUUUGUGAUCUUUAUGAAACCUUGGCAAUCACCCAAAGCGUCAUCUUUGUGAACACCAGGCGCAAGGUUGAUUGGCUGACAGACAAGAUGCGCAGCCGUGAUCAUACGGUCUCUGCCACCCAUGGAGACAUGGACCAAAAUACCAGGGACAUCAUCAUGCGGGAAUUCAGGUCUGGCUCGUCCCGUGUUCUCAUCACCACUGAUCUCUUGGCAAGGGGUAUUGAUGUCCAACAAGUCUCUCUUGUGAUAAAUUAUGAUCUUCCAACUCAGCCUGAGAACUACCUCCAUCGUAUUGGUCGUAGUGGACGGUUUGGGAGGAAGGGUGUUGCCAUCAAUUUUGUGACCACGGAUGAUGAGAGGAUGCUCUUUGACAUCCAGAAGUUCUAUAAUGUGGUGAUUGAGGAGCUGCCAGCAAAUGUUGCUGAUCUCCUUUGAUGCAGUUUUUGCUUGGCCUGCUUAAUGGUUUUUAAUCUGGAAUCCAUAAUUAUUACUUUAUUUCUCGUAGGUCUAAGGCUUAGCUUGGAUUGAAAUUACCAAAAAUUGAGGAUUUAGGGUCCUCUGCAUUUGAGAUGGGCGCCAAUUCCCAUUUUGGUUGUAAAACAAUCUUGCCUUGUUGCAAAAAUUUGUUUUCAGUUUGCCUUGUAUUUCUGACUUUUAAGAAUCAUCCUCGGUAUUUGCAGAAUUUUUGGCCGUUGGUUUGACCUUA
This is a messenger RNA of Corylus avellana, 1650 nucleotides long. Its product is annotated as eukaryotic initiation factor 4A-14. NCBI's taxonomy places the organism in Eukaryota, Viridiplantae, Streptophyta, Magnoliopsida, Fagales, Betulaceae. Gene Ontology annotation, molecular function: ATP binding; RNA helicase activity; nucleic acid binding. The record is from RefSeq and is a predicted model, not a curated record.